Messenger RNA from Coniophora puteana RWD-64-598 SS2, 1174 nucleotides. RefSeq lists its product as uncharacterized. Gene Ontology annotation, molecular function: ATP binding; protein kinase activity. Lineage: Eukaryota; Fungi; Basidiomycota; Agaricomycetes; Boletales; Coniophoraceae. The record is from RefSeq and is a predicted model, not a curated record. The transcript is spliced from 5 exons. Gene Ontology annotation, biological process: protein phosphorylation. The coding region runs from base 4 to 1161 and encodes 385 amino acids.
CGCAUGGCAGGCUCAGAUUCCCUCUCCGAGCUCAUUGAGGUCUUUGGAGAAGAAGCAGUUCGGCGUAGUCCCUCCCAACUGAGUAAGGGGGAGGCUUGGUGGGCCGAGCGAUACCAAUGGCUCAAGGACUCUGGCUACCAGCUUCGGCCUCGAUAUGCUCCGGACUGGAAGCCAUCGUGGCACCGAACCAAGAAGUCCAUCUUCAACAGUGAGGACGGAGUGCCGACAUGGCACGCCCAUCUGUUGGAUGCUGUGCGCACUUCGGACGGCAAGUUCGUCAUGUUGAAGUUGCUCAAGUUCCAGUCUUCGAACCCCUCAGAAGCUGAGGUAGGUAGAUACGAAGUUGAGAUAGGCCAAAAGUUCUCGUCAGAACCGUUGGCAGCCGAUCCUAGCAACCGCUGCGUCCCGAUAUACGAUGUUCUAUAUCCUCCCAACGAUGACAACAGUCGAAUCCUGGUCAUGCCACUACUCAGGACGCUCGACGACCCACAGUUUGAUACGAUUGGCGAAGGCGUCGACUUUUGUGACCAGAUUUUCGUGGGACUGAAGUUUAUGCAUGAUAACCAUGUUGCUCAUCGUGACUGCUCGAUGAUCAACGUUAUGAUGGAGGCUACCUCGAUGUUUGUUGGAGACUGGCACCCCAUGAACCAAAACAAGACACGAGACUUCGCCGCUUAUGUGAAGUACUACACUCGAACGCAGCGACCUCCUCGUUAUUAUUACAUCGACUUUGGUUAUUCCCGGCGUUACGAUCCGUCGACAUCCGAUCCGCGCGAGAAAGUCAUGAUAGGCGGUGACGAUACAGUGCCCGAACAUCAGGGAAACAACCCUCCGCCUCAAAACCCUUUCCGCACUGACAUCUAUUGUGUUGGAAACGUCAUUCGCGAGUGUCUUCUUAACGAAACGCGCGGAUUUGAGUUUCUGGUCCCAUUGGUGGCAGAAAUGAUGCACAAGGAUCCUAAGCAGAGGCCAUCCGCCACUGAAGUGGUCGAACGGUUCGACAAUUUGACUAAGGGGCUGAGCUCGUGGAAGCUACGUUCCCGCGUAAUUUACAGAGGGGAAGAUGUCUUUACUAACACGCUCCACGGGACGACUCACUGGUUCCGCCGGGUUCGUUUUGUACUCACUCGAACUCCAUCAAUACCCAAACGUUCGUCGUGAACAUAUCUUUGCA